AUGGCCCCCAAGACGUGGGGAAAGCCAUCCCAACCCCCCCCAUUGCCCCCUACGCACGCCCCUCUUGUGGCGUAUAUUCGCUCCGCCAUACAGGCCAACAACGGCCUUGGGAUGCCGGAGGCUGAGAUCGGCGGGAUGGUGGACCUCCUCCUCCACGCCCCAACCCGGGCGGAGAUCGUCGAGUGGACGAAUACCCUCCUGCUGGGGGAGGCCUUCGCCGCGGAGGUGAUUCAGCGCCGACUGGCCUGCGGCCUUCCCUUUGAAGGGGAGGGCAUCCCCACGCUUUCCACGCCUUCCGCGGGGGCGAAAUCGACCGGGCGGGUGCUGACCAUCCCGGGAAAGCGAAAACACCCCGGGGGGAGGCGGGCCCUCGCCGUAAAAAAGGGCGAUUCGUCCUCGUUGAAGCCCGGCAAGUUCGAGUGCGGCUGCUUCGCGACGGUGCACCCUUUACGGGGAAAUUGCGCGAACUGUGGUCGAAUUAUCUGCGAGCAGGAGGAGGAUGCGGUGUGUUAUUUCUGCGGGUUAACGCCAUCGCUCUGCGUGGCGUAUGAGAUUGCCGUUCAGGAAGGAAAGGUCACCGAGGCCGUACAGCAAUCGAAUCAAAAGAGCUACGAGGCCGCCAUCGCCCGGCGGGAUACGCUUUUGGAAUACGCCUCGAAUCGCGCGAAGCGGACGACCGUGAUUGAUGACCAAAAAGCGUCGUUGUUUUCCCCCCAAAGCGCGUGGAUGACGCAGGAAGAGCGGCUCAAGCAAGCGAAGUUGUUGGCCCAAAUUGAGCGAGAAAAAGCGAACGAGAGACGCCAUCGGCACACGGGCCCCUAUCAAGUUCACAUCGACUUUGUGAACCAUAACCUCACCUAUGGCACCCUCUAUACCUCCGGGGAUGUGGCGGCCAAAUUGGUGAAGAAGGAGUAUGCUAAGUGCCAUGCCGCGGAUGGGCAUUCCAGUGAAAGCGGCUUGGAUACUUCAGAGGCUUCGGGUACUGAAAUUGAGACCCUCCCGACCAUUGAGUCUCGUGCGGAACCGCUGCCCUCGCUUCUUGAAAAAAUAUGGUAUAGCCCUGGGGGCUCGGUCUCGCCGAAAAGCGACGAGGCGGCCCUUUCGGCUCUCAACGAUCGAUUGUUAAGGCGCCAUGAGGAAGUUUCGAAACGGGUCCAGCAAAAUUACUUUGAAGAGGAUGCGCAGCUUUUUGGGGUUGAGGCGCUGGACGUACAACCGGCGGAGUUGAUUUUCACCCCCGGGAUAAGGGAAGGCGACAUGCCAGGCCCUGACGAGGAGGUCCAUGCGCCAGCUGCGGUAGUUGAGGCGCCCCCAGUACGGUCAUUGAGUUCGGAUGCUAUAUGUUUUGCCCCCACCCCAUCCAUGCGGCUACGCGAUGAUGGAAUUUGUCUUUCCAUCCAUCAGCCAUGGGCUACGCUUUUGAUAGCGGGUAUUAAAACCCAACACGGGCUUGUUUGGCGUACCAACCACCGCGGUCGGUUGUGGAUUCAUGCCGCGACCACGAAGGUCUCGAAGGUGGAGGAGGCCGAGCAGCGUUAUGCCCAGUUCGUGCCUCCGGGGCACGUGUUCCCCAAACAUUACCCCACAGGGGUUCUUUUGGGUUAUGUCUAUCUCACCGAAUGCCUGGAUCAAGGGGCCUACGAAAGUGCCCUUACUCCAGAGAAGCGUCAAGUGAAUUCGCCCUUUGUGUUAAUAUGUGUCGAGGCAAAGCCACUCCCUUUUCUACUUUCAAUGGACGGUGGGUACAAGUUGUUUACGCUCGAUCACAAGAUUCAAACCGCUGCAAAAAAACAGCUCAUGGAGAUCAACUAA
This is a messenger RNA of Phytomonas sp. Hart1, 1812 nucleotides long. The record is from the annotation of a GenBank genome assembly. NCBI's taxonomy places the organism in Eukaryota, Euglenozoa, Kinetoplastea, Trypanosomatida, Trypanosomatidae.